Diatraea saccharalis (sugarcane borer) is the source of this 709-nucleotide messenger RNA. NCBI's taxonomy places the organism in Eukaryota, Metazoa, Arthropoda, Insecta, Lepidoptera, Crambidae. The record is from the annotation of a GenBank genome assembly.
AUGGACCACGAGCAGGUGCCGCCUCUCCUCGGAAUAUGGGGCCAACUUGGUCUAGAUACCAAAACCUUCAGUUGCACGAUCCUUCCGAAAGAUAGCAAGUCGCCAAAGAAGUAUCUGUUCGUAUUCGGUUUCGCUCUGCCGUGCCUCGUCAUCAUCGUGUCUUACUCUUGUAUCUACUGGCGAGUUAGAGAGAGCAAGAGGAAGCUGGAGGGCAGAAGCAAACUCAGUGGCCAGACGGCGAAAGAGAAGGAGGAGGAUUCGCGUCUGACGACGUUAAUGCUCACGAUCUUCCUUUGUUUCCUGGCGUGCUUCCUCCCGCUGAUGAUCAUGAACGUGGCCUUCGAUGGUAUAACUUACCCUUGGUUCCACAUAAUAGCGUCUAUUUUGGCUUGGGCUUCCAGCGUCAUCAACCCUCUGAUAUACGCAGCAACGAACAGACAGUAUAGAGCGGCAUACGCGAACUUAUUGAAGUUCUGCAGGAAUAAUCCGGUCGCCAGACGAACCACCUGGGGCAGUAGAACGGUAGGACAGUCUUCGAACUCGCCCAAUUACGUUGAAAAGAGGAAUCCUGUAAAAGACAACCCGACUAAAUUAUGAGGUUCCGAAUUAAACAGAGACAUAAACACUUUCUGAUUAUUGUCGAUUUCCUGUUUUCGUUUUUCAUUUCAGUUUGAGGUUGAUUUAUCGAUUACUAUACAAAUUAAAAACG